AUGCCUUCCAACGGGAAUCACCCAUUGACGCUUCAAUUUGGUCUGAUCAACCACGAGGGUCGUUACCUAACUGCUGAGGCCUUUGGCUACAAAGUCAACGCUUCAGCUCCAAGCAUGAAGAAGAAGCAGAUCUGGACUCUGGAGCAGGACUCCCAGGACACCCGAGUGGUGUACCUGCGUAGCCACCUCAGACGUUACCUAGCCUCUGACAAGGACGGCAAGUUGACCUGCGAGGCCGAAAGCCGCCACGCAGAGUGUCGCUUUCACAUCGUGGCCCAGUCAGACGGUCGCUGGGCUCUUCAAUCCGAGCAGCACCUCCGCUUCUUUGGCGGAUCCAGGGACCACCUGUCCUGCUUCGCCCAGGGCAUUACAGACACCGAGCUAUGGGCAGUGCAUCUGGCUCUGCACCCGCAGGCCAAUCUGUUGUCGGUGGCCCGCAAGCGCUACGCGCAUCUCUCGGUAGAGGAUGGCGAGAUCUCGGUGGAUAUGAACAUUCCCUGGGGGGUGGCUGCAAUCCUUACCUUGGUCUACCAGAACGGGAAAUACUGCCUAAAGACCAGCGACAGCCGCUUCCUCAGCAACGAUGGGAAGCUUGUGACGCAAAGCGGCAGGACCACAACGUACACGCUGGAGCUCAAGUGUGGAAAGUUGGCUUUCAAAGACUGUGAAGGGAAGUACUUGUCUCCCAUGGGCCCUAGCGGCACCUUGAGGUCCGGCCGCUGCUCGAAGCCAGGCAAAGACGAACUGUUUGACCUACAGGAAAGCCACCCGCAGGUGGUUCUCAUUGCAGCCAACGGGAAAUACGUCUCCAUGAGGCAAGGAGUAAGCCUCGCCGCCAACCAGGAAGAUGAGACGGAUUUGGAGACGUUUCAGAUGGAGAUGGACAAGGAGAACAUGAAGUGUACUUUUCGCACCAGCCAAGGGAACUACUGGACCCUGGUUGCCCACGGAGGCAUCCAGAGUACAGCCUCAGAAGUGUCAGCAAACAGCAUGUUUGCAAUGGAGUGGCUCGGUCACAAGAUGGCGUUAAAAGCAAACAAUGGAAAAUACAUCUGCACUAAGAAGAAUGGUCAAUUACUAGCUGUCAGUGAUUCUAUAGGUGAUCGUUGUUUUGUUUUGUCAGGGGAGGACGAACAGCUGAGUCUGAAACUGAUCAAUCGGCCAAUGUUGAUCCUCCGAGGGGAGAAUGGUUUCAUCUGCCAUCAUAAGAACUCCAACACUCUAGAUGCCAGCAGAUCUAUUUAUGACACUUUCAGCCUGCAAUUUAGCAAUGGCUUCUAUCACAUUAAAGGUGUGAAUGGCCGCUUCUGGUACGUCAACAGCACCGGGUUGGUAUGCUCGGAUGGUGAAGUCCCAGAAGAUUUCAGCGUGGAGCUCAUGGAGCGCGGCCGCCUCGCCAUCCGAAGCAAGAAUGGACGGUAUCUGCGGGGAGACCAAGGAGGAACACUUAAAGCAGAUGGACUCAGCCUGAGCAGCUCAGCUUUGUGGGAGUAUUAA
Nerophis lumbriciformis (worm pipefish) is the source of this 1497-nucleotide messenger RNA. The record is from RefSeq and is a predicted model, not a curated record. NCBI's taxonomy places the organism in Eukaryota, Metazoa, Chordata, Actinopteri, Syngnathiformes, Syngnathidae.